AUGUCGUAUCCGGGUCCCCCAGGAGUCCCUUCGGCGCACCCAUCUCUCCCACCCCGGCCACCCGCCGCCCCGGCAAGCAAACAACAUCAGCAACAGCAGCCGAUCGGACCUCAGGCAACAUCUAGAUUCUCCUCCACCUUUUCGUCCCCCAGCACCUACUCGGCGCCCCCAGGCUACCCCGCCGCCACCGCCGCCGCCGCGCCGGGCUACUCGGCGCCGCCAGGUCGCUAUGGCGCACCUCCGACGACGUCAUACCCCUCAUACUCGGCGGCGCCCACGGCCAUGCCCGUGAGGAACUCUGGCGGGUACGGGAGGGGAGGAUACGGCGGCGGCGCCAGCACGGGCGGCGGCGCGACGACCUAUUCGUCCGGAUAUAAUAGCUACCGGCAGCCGAACGCCCAGCCAGGUGCGGCGAGCUACGGCGCAGGACCACAGAUCAGAAAUCCGUUCCCCGUCCCGGGAGCAGCGGGAGCGGUAGCCCCGGUGGCUGGACCUGUCUCGGCGCAGAGCGAGGAGGCCGAAAUGGCGGCGCAGAUGGCACAGUGGCAGAGCGCCUACCUGCCCAGGAGCGAGACAGACCCGGCGGUGGUUGGGCCCAUCGGCCCGGACGCGACGUCGCAGUACCCGCAGGCGCAGCAGGCGCAGCAGCCGGAGCAGGCCGAAGCGGGCGCCAACGGGGAGGAGCGCAAGAAGACGGUAUACCGGUCCGGAGGCGGCAAGAAAUGGGCCGACGACACGCUGGUGGAGUGGGACCCGACGCACCUGCGGCUCUUUGUCGGCAACUUGGCGGGCGAGACGACGGACGAGUCGCUGCUCAAGGCGUUUUCGCGGUGGAAGAGCGUGCAAAAGUCAAAGGUCAUACGGGACAAGCGCACCAACAAAAGCAAAGGAUACGGGUUCGUUAGCUUCAGCGACCCCGACGAUUUUUUCCAGGCCGCAAAGGAGAUGAAUGGCAAGUACAUCCAGAGCCACCCGGUCACGUGCAGAAAGGCCAACACCGAGAUCAAGGUCACCACCGUCAAACCGGACAAGAGGCACGGCGGGAGGAACGACAAGAGGAAGGGCAAUGGUGGAGGGGGCAGUGGAGGCGGAGGCGGCGGCGGCGGCGGCGGCGGCGGUGGUGGUGGUGGCUAUGAGCCGCGCCUUGGGCCUCAUAACCCGGGUGGCAUCGUGAGGCCUGGUCAGAAGACUAAAGGCGGGCUGAAACUAUUGGGUUAA
Pyricularia pennisetigena is the source of this 1218-nucleotide messenger RNA. RefSeq lists its product as uncharacterized. The transcript has a single exon. Gene Ontology annotation, molecular function: mRNA binding. The record is from RefSeq and is a predicted model, not a curated record. The coding region runs from base 1 to 1218 and encodes 405 amino acids. Lineage: Eukaryota; Fungi; Ascomycota; Sordariomycetes; Magnaporthales; Pyriculariaceae.